Molecule: messenger RNA, 2594 nt
Organism: Pocillopora meandrina
Lineage: Eukaryota; Metazoa; Cnidaria; Anthozoa; Scleractinia; Pocilloporidae
Source: the annotation of a GenBank genome assembly
AUGAAAUCCGAGGAGGAACUCAAAAAUGUUUUAUUGAAUGUAUGAUUGUAUUCUAGAAUAAGAAUUUGUAAAGAAAUGGGCGAAGACUAGGUAUAAGAAGCGAUUGCUAUGUACUGUGUCGAUACUGUUCGAAAAAAUAAUGCUAGGAAGGAUAAACGAUUCGUAGGUAUGCAAAUCAAGAUAUUUCAUUGUGCACGGAAAAAUGCGAGUUGUGUUGCGAGCUGUGUAAUGGUUUCAAACCCGUAGUUUGAUGGGUAAGGAUAAGUUCAGGCGAAUUCGCUAUAAUUUUGUCCGCGUGGCUGGCGCUUUGUGGCGAAAAAUUGUAUCUGCGACGCUGAAAAAAUAAUGGGAAGGAGAAAUACCAGAAACCCUUAUAUCAAAAGAUAUUAAAGAGGGUUUGACAUCUUUCAAUUUAUUAUUCUGUAAGUUUGUAGAUUUUUGUGUGAUUUCGGCGGGAGACUUAUUAGGGUGUUGCUCAAACUUUAUUUGUUCUUUAGAGAUACUGUUUCUCAAAAUAUAAGAAAUGUGAACGAGCUCAUUUUCUGAAUUUUUUUUAAUCUCUCUAGAAUUUGGGUUUACCCUUCGGUCAAGCAUUCAGGUUUAGCAGGAACUGGUUUCAGAAGUACCAUAAGCACAAAGGUGAGAAGAUAAGCGCUUAUAUUUUAGUUUUCAAGUCACAAAAAGACGAAGAAAAUGCUGAAAAAAGGUGCAUUGGCCCCGAAAGUAUUCACAUGUACAGGAAAACGACCAGUUUUAGGAAUAUUUUUUUUUUUGUAAAGUAGCGUGUACAAUUUUCCUUCAAUUCAUAUUGUGGUACAAUGUUGAAAAUCACAAAUGUACGCGUUCAGUUCCAAUAAAAUUGAAGCCAGGAAUACCUAAGGAAAAUUUCAAGAGCAAAAAUUUUUUCAGAGAAGAGCUCGAUUUUUUUUAGAAGCGAAAAACGAACGCGGAAUGAAACCCACAUAAUAAAUUCUCCAUGCUCGAAUCGUUGUUUACUAAACUUCACGGCCAGAAAAUUAAGCAACGCUCUGAAAUUCUGAAGCUAUAGGAUUUAGCACAAAUUCUUCGAUUGAAAUAUGCUUUUAGGACUUAUUAACACUAAAAAAAUGAUAUCUACCGGUCCAUAGAGUCGUCUGAAUGUCGUAGAGCAUCACUUGAAGUCAGCAAAUUUCAGUUUUAUUUUUCAGCCAUGAUUUGUAUCGCGUUUGGGAAUCGAAGCAUGGUUAACCCAGGGUUGUAUUCCCCAGUAUAUUUACCUUUCAUUCUUAACUCUACAAGAUCCAUCUCGACCGGGAAGUAACACGAAACGUUAUGCGCUGUAUCUUGGCAGGCACAAUGUGUUUUAUGUUGUUCUCAAAUGACUUUUAGAAGGUUUUGUAAUUUGUUUGGGAUUAAGUUCCCGAACGUUUCGCAGUUUUAACACUCACGAUUUUUUAGUUUUUUCUUUAGUUCCAGGACACCAUUUUUCUUUUGGAGUGAGAUACUACUAGUUAUGAUUUUUUUCGGCCACCGUUUCCUUGACAGAAACAACGUCAAUCAAUAGCCAAAAGGAAAGCAAAAACAUUGGUGGAAGCACUGUGAAAAUUGUUGCAAAAGACGGGUCUUGGGGUAGUAAACGUGCCUCCAAAAAUCAAACUGAGGAAAGUAAGAGUUUUAACAUACCAAAUGAGAUUCAAUACCUUGCAGGUAAAGAGGAGGAACAGGUUUUCAUCCACAGGACCAGCAGUUGUCCGGAACUUUACAAGUGCGAAUCAACACACGAUGACAAGAAGGACAUGUGUGAAACAUACUCUUCUUUGGGCGAACCAAAUCCAACUUUAGACGUUUCUUUCGAAUUUCCAGAUAAUUCAUUAAAUGUGGAAAAGGAGCAAUUGAAAGAUAAAACUUCUAACAUAAAUAAAGGGGUCAAGGCUGAAAGCAAGAUUGUGAGCCCUGAAAUACACCGAUGUGGUGAGUUUAGGAUUAACCUUAGAAAUAUUUAGUGGCAUAAACUGAAACCAGAUUUCAUCGUUUUAUUCUUAUGGAGAAUUUAAAGUUACAUUCUGUUUCCCAAUUUAAUUAACUGUAAACUAAAGUUAAAUGAGACCCAGUUCAGACGCCGUGCUUCUGACGUGCCGAACUUAAUUCCGUCUGAAUCAGAGCCGUGGUUCCGCCGUGCUAUAGCCGAAUCUAAUUGCAAUUAAGUUCGCCACGGCAGAAGUACGUCGUCUGAACUAGGCCUGAGUCUUUCAUUAUCUAUUGAAUAGCCUUUUGGGUUCUAGCUUUAAGGGAGAAAGAGAACAUGGUUGCAAUCAGGUGAAUUAGAUGCUUUUCUGGCUCAACCAUGGCUGCAUAAUUUUGUCUUUUCAGAGGACCGAGAAAAGAGUGCUAAUUUAACCUUAGACAAAGAUGACAUCUCCGAAGUGCAGAACGGGAACAGGAAUUUAAGCAUUAAAACUUUGAUGAUGAAAGAAGGAGUUGUUAUUCAAGACUCUCCUUCCAAUGAUACUGAAGAGUCUGUAACCAGUCAGUGGCUGAAAUCCAAGCAGGAUGCAGGGGAGCAGAAAGCGUGCGAAAACACAAAGACCGAUGCGCGCUUUGAAGUCUUUAAGGAA